UGCAGCGCGACGCUGGUAACCCGUAGACAAUCCCUGCGAAUAGCGGUCAUAACUUACUUUUACGAUUCACGUGCGUUUGUUGUUAUUAUUAAAAUUAUUAGUACAACUAUUUAUAACUAAUGGUAAUAUCAUCAGAUUUGACCGUGAAUUUUAAAAUAACAUCAGAAAUGUAUUCAAGUACCAGUUAUGGGGGAAUGAUUUAAACAGAAAAUGGUGGAAAAUGGCAAUUACACGGAACUGAACUUCGGUGAUACGCCAUAUCCAGACGAUGGAACUUCGUGGUUGGAUUCACCUACGUCCAACCAGGUGUUGGGCAUCGAAGAGACCGAAGAGACGUCCACUAUGCCGUCUGAAAUGAUACCCACGGGAACUGGAGGUCCAAUUGUUAUACGGACCGAAGAGGCGUUCAUUGUCAUAUGUGUGAUGAUACUAUGGGUGGCGGCUAUCGCAUUGUUCUUCAAUCGAUGGGGCAAAAUUCGUAUGCUUGAACCAUACCAACCGAAAUUUCACGAAGAAGAACACCGUCCAAGCUGUCCAAUGGUUGAAUUGGCUAGUGCUUCGGGAAUCGGUCAUAGUAUAACUGGAGGGCACCGCACGUCGUUCUCAAAAUUCAACGUGAACAGUUGCCUAGAACCGUCAGCGAUUUUCCAGACGAUCCAGCCAACGCAUCGGGCCCUCCAAAUCCGGCCACGGCAGAACUCAUUCGCGGGCGGCGGCGCGUUGCCGGGCGCCUGUGGCCCGUCAUGGCUGACCGGUCACUAAUGGCCACUGCUGAUGGCCGGCCCGCGGAAGGCCAGAUCGGCGGCCGACAUCAAGUCGCUGGUGCAGCACGAGUGCGGCCCCGCCCGGACUAGCCGGUCGAUGUUGCCGAUGACGGUGGGCGCGGCCGCCGUGGCCCGCGAUGUGGCCGAGCGCCGGGUGUCGUGCGCCGCGCCCGCGACCACGCUGCCGUUCGGCGAGUUGCGCGGCACCGGCACCGACGGUUACGGUUCGCUGUCCGUGGGCGUCAAGGAACGCCGGUCGUGCGGCCUGUUCCCGUCGCCCGCCUCGGGGCCGGCGUCCGACAAACGGUUCUUCUCGUCGUCGUCGUCGUCCACCAACACGCCGCCGGCCCCGUGCCUGUGCGACGUGCCGUUCGGCCAGCCGUCGUCGUCGUGGGCGUCCGAACGCGAUUUCCUCAUGACGCCGUCCACGUCGCUGGGCGGCGGUUCCAGUUUCGGCGGCGGCGGUAUCGCGGGCGGCCGGCGGACGUCGUGCGGCAUGGACCACCUGUGCCCGACGUCCAUAACGCUGAAGGAUCGCCGGCCGUCGUUCAACAACGUCAUCGCUCAGGUGACGGCCGAACGCCGCCCGUCGUCGAGCAUGCUCAGGAUCAGCAACGUUUGAUGCGGUGGGCGCGGCCGUAGUAAUCGCUGUGGUUUGCGAUAGUAUGAUGUUAUAUUAUUAUUGUUGUUGUUAUGGCGUCACGUGUGAGUAUAUUAUUUACACGUCGAGUCGACCGUCCAUAACGCGUAUAUCAAUUAUUACCACGAUGCAGGUCGACUGGUAAAAAAAUCUAAAUUUGUUUCCUCGAUCUUCAAAAAAAAAAAAAAAAAUAAAAAAAAUCAUCUCCAUGGGAAUUCGAUUGUGGAGAUCCGAUCGUUUAUAUUAUUAUUAUUAUAUACAUAUUAUGAUACAAUUCCAUUUAAUACGUAAAUGGAUUUCAUUUUUAAAGAUAAGUAUCUACACACUCAUACGUUUUAUGAAUUGAAUAGGUAGUAUAUAGUCACGUGACCUACGUAAGUUUAUUAUAAAUUAUAAUUGUAUGUAUAUAUUGUAUUA
Messenger RNA from Melanaphis sacchari, 1821 nucleotides. RefSeq lists its product as uncharacterized. The record is from RefSeq and is a predicted model, not a curated record. NCBI's taxonomy places the organism in Eukaryota, Metazoa, Arthropoda, Insecta, Hemiptera, Aphididae.